CUCAAGCUCCUCCGAAACUUUUUAUUCACGCCGGCUUUUAUUUCGCCUGCACCCUCACUAUGUCGCGCGUUCCAGCUGCGAAGCGUCGACGCAUUUCUCCCCCCGAAGACGAUGGCUCAGUCUCCCCUCCGCCAAAAGCGCAGCCGAGUUUUGUCGCCAAUGCCGCGAAAUGGGAUCUUGAGCAGGAUUACGAGCAGCGGCCCCGAAAGCUAAAGAAGAAAAAGGAAAAUAGCAAACUUCCUAUUCGAACUACAGAAGGAUGGGUGGAACAAAAGGCGGAUCCCGUGGGAGUCAAUGCUGCAGAGGAAUCGGACAGCUUCCUCGGAUCAGGGAGCGAGAACGAGGAAGAUGAUGAUGAACAAGAACCGGAGGUUGUGGAAGAGAAGCCGAAGAAAUCUCCACGGCAACAAUUGCUCGAAGCGAAGGAAGAGUUAGCGAAGAUUGCAACACAGAUCAAUGAAGACCCGGAAGAGCACAUCGGUGCGCUGAAAUCGCUCGCGAACUAUGCCGCAUCCGAGAAUGUGUCGAUCAAGAAAUUGGCGUUGGCUUCGCAGGUGGCUAUAUACAAAGACCUUAUCCCCGGAUAUCGCAUUCGACCGUUCUCGGAAGAAAGUAUCAACGACAAGCUCUCCAAAGAUGUUCGAAAGCUACGCAUGUUCGAACAAAAGUUGGUAUCAGGAUAUCAAAAUUUCAUCCGUGACCUUGCAAAACUGGCCAAAUCAAGCGGGUCUUCCUCCGAAGUUGCAGCUAAUCUUGCAACUGUUGCGAUAAGCUGCGCGUGCAAUUUGUUGCUUGCGGUGCCACAUUUCAAUUUUCGAGGAGAUCUACUCCAAAUUUUGAUCGGAAAGCUAAGCACAAGGCGGGUCGAUAGCGACUUUGUUCGGUGCAGGGAGACUUUAGAACAACUCUUCCAGGCCGAUGAUGAGGGAAAUCCGACUUUGGAGGCAGUCACUAUGUUGACCAAGAUGAUGAAGGCCAGGAAUUAUCAUUUUGAUGAAAGCGUGCUCAACACAUUUCUUCACCUACGACUACUCACAGAGUUUUCUUCAAAGGCAUCUUACAAUUCUGUGGAUAAAUCUACCGAGGACCAGGCGCGAAAGAUCAAGCAAAAACGGGUGUUUCGCACCAAGAAACAGCGAAAGCUCCUAAAAGAACAGAAAGCUAUCGAGAAAGAGAUGGAGGAAGCAGACGCUGUAGUGGGUCAUGAAGAACGAGAUCGAAUGCAAGCAGAAACUUUGAAAAUGGUGUUUGUCACCUAUUUCCGGAUACUGAAGGCUCGAUCUCAGAUGUUGAUGGGUGCUGUGUUGGAAGGUCUUGCACGUUACGCCCAUCUCAUCAACCAGGAUUUCUUUGGAGACAUUUUGGAAGCAUUGAGGGACAUCAUUGCUACAGCGGAAGUUUCAGCUGCUGCAGAAGCUAGCGAAGAUGACGAAGAGGAGGAAGAUGACAACGAAAUGCCCGACAGGAAUCUCACCCGAGAGUCUUUGCUGUGUGUAAUCACGGCCUUUGCUUUGCUUGAGGGCCAGGACGGCGCCACCGCAGCGUCUGCGCUCAAACUCGACCUUAGCUUUUUUAUCACACAUCUCUACCGUACGCUACAUCCGGUCGCGCUCAAUGCAGAUAUCGAACUUGGAUCUAAGUCACUGCACCUUCCUGAUCCUCAUGCGCCAGGAAAUCAGGCACAGAGCUCAACGAACAAGAUCAACGUACAAACUACGGUGGUGUUAUUGAUUCGAUCCUUGUCGUCCGUCCUUUUGCCUCCCGCUUCAAUUCGCGCCGUACCACCCGUGCGUAUUGCGGCUUUCUGCAAACAGCUCAUGACUGUAUCAUUACAAUUGCCCGAGAAAUCGUGCAUCGCGAUGCUAGGCCUAUUAAACAAGGUCUCUAAGACACAUGGUAAAAAGGUGGGGGCGCUCUGGAAUACGGAAGAGAGGCGAGGAGACGGUGUUUUUGAUGCUCUCAAACUGGAAAUUGAAGGAAGCAAUCCAUUUGCGGCAACCGUAUGGGAAGGAGAACUCUUACGGAAACACUAUUGUCCAGCCGUCCGCGAUGCAGUUGUCAGUAUUGAGAAGACUAUUCUACACACGAGGUAGCACGGGUCGAAUUAUCAACGCACGAUACGCAAUGACAUCUACAAGUGGGACAACAGUAGCGAAGGCCCCUUUAAGUGUAUUUUCUGAAGAAUAGUUGGCCCCCAAUAUCUAUACCUUUUUGUUGUCAUCCCUGCAGGCCCAAAGAAUAAGCAUAGUAGUGUGGCGAUUUUAUUAUUGGCUCUGGAUCUUCCACUGAUGCGCGCCGGUAGCCUUAGAUUUGCCAAUGAACUCUUCAACUCUCACAAUGAGAAAUGCUAUCGCUGAACGCCUGAAGCUGUCAGCCUGAGAGAUGCAGGCUCUCAAGAGUAUGGAUUCGCUAGUAU
Messenger RNA from Aaosphaeria arxii CBS 175.79, 2416 nucleotides. Its product is annotated as nucleolar complex-associated protein 3. The transcript has a single exon. Gene Ontology annotation, cellular component: nucleolus. The record is from RefSeq and is a predicted model, not a curated record. NCBI's taxonomy places the organism in Eukaryota, Fungi, Ascomycota, Dothideomycetes, Pleosporales. Gene Ontology annotation, molecular function: chromatin binding. Gene Ontology annotation, biological process: DNA replication initiation. Bases 60 to 2093 code for a protein of 677 amino acids.